GGCAGCAGCAUAACCAAAUUCAGCAACAAGCUGCUUGCUACUGAAUGGACUGUCCCGAUUUCAGCUCACCAAACCGGUGCCUUUGCAUGAGUCACGAAAAGUUCAGGAGAUUCCUGCCGGACAGAAUAAGCCAAGCGUACAUUCUUGUGUGGCGAAAUCUGGCUGACCACGGACGGAAGGUCAAGAGAAGGUUGUCGGGCUGCCUCACUGACCUUCAAUCAAUGUUCGCAUUUCCUUGUUUCUCCUGAGACAACUAACUUGCACGUUGUCUGCCUCUUUGACCCUUCCUCUGUCUAUGAAGUGACUUCUCUUGUGCAUAUGUUGGAACUCAUGUCGACUGGCUGCUGAUCUC
Messenger RNA from Marchantia polymorpha subsp. ruderalis, 352 nucleotides. The record is from the annotation of a GenBank genome assembly. NCBI's taxonomy places the organism in Eukaryota, Viridiplantae, Streptophyta, Marchantiopsida, Marchantiales, Marchantiaceae.